AUGGACGUUCCGGAAGAUAUUUCGAUGAUCCCACCGCAUCAAUGCUCUAGUGUAGAAACAGACAGAAGUAGGUCAAGAACACCUGUGCGACCUAGGAGUAGUACAGUAACUGAUUUUGAAAAGGGCGAUGGUGCUGGAAUCAGUACAAACAACGUGGUGAAGGAGAAUCAACCUUGCACAGUCCUCCAAGAAUGUGUGAUGUCCGACUCUUCGGUUUCCAGCAUGAGGACAGCCCGUUCUGUUUCUAAGCAAUCGAAACAGGGCAAGCUAUGGCGAAAAAGAUCUCGCCAGAAUGGUGUCUCCGGGUCUGAAUCGUCGGGGAGCGAACGCUCAUACCACAGCGGCCGUUCAGGAACGCCAAAUAAAAAAGGACGCGGGCGUCCACCCUGGCAAGCCGGGCACGACAUCAGUUUAGCGCAUGCUAAGGCUGAACUGGUAAGGGCAGAACGUGUGGAAAAAGAGUUGAGGGCAGAACAAGAAAUGCUCGCCCCUAUACAGGAGGCUCGAGCUGCCAGUUCCCGCUCCCAAAUGUCAGUACUGCCAGCAAUCAAUACGGAUAAUGCCGAGACAGCAGCCAUGUUAGUGUCCCGCGUAAUGUCUAGCGUCGCUUCGAUCGAGAAAGUCGCAGCCACCUCUGGCAGACUUAAGGGCACAUAUGUGAAGGCACUGAAGGAGGCAGCAGCAACGAUUAAGGAAGACGCGAAAAUACUCGCGAUACGCAGCACUACUGAAGAGACACAGUCAUUACAAAAAGAGAAUGUUCAACUCAGAGCAGAAAUGGCGGAGCUGCGAAAGGAACUGUCAGAGAUAAAAGCAGCUCUGUGGCAGCGAAAGGAGACUCCCACAUCCAGCCAGGGAGUCACUGAAGGAAUAGUCACUCCGGCAAUGCUGGAAGAGUACGAGGCACGUAUUAUGAGCAAUUGGAGCGCCAGGCUCAAUGCCCGCAUUGAGGGUUUGGAACCGAGACUCAAUCUGGCUCCUCGGUUACGUCCUCCGUUGGCUCAUGAAAAAACUUGCGAUGAAGUGGCAUUGCAAUCAAUUGUGACUUCCGCUGAGGUCCUUAAGACCAAGGCUAAGCAGAAGCCCCAAACCACCCGGGUUGACCCUGAGAGAGAUGCGUCACCUACUAUCGAUACUGGAGGAACCACUAAGAAAAAAGAGAAAGGUACUCGGAGGAGAAAACAAAAAAGAGGCCGGAAAGCAGCGGCUUCACGUUCUACUACUCGGGAGUCACGUAAGCUUCCUUGUGCCCCCGCUAACACGGACAAACAAUGGAGUACUGUUGCCAAGGGGGGUAAACACAAGGAGGUUACAGAUACACGACCCCUGAGGCAGGUGACAUCCCAAAAACGGCAGCAACAGCAGUCACCGAAAAUACCCUAG
Chilo suppressalis (striped riceborer) is the source of this 1383-nucleotide messenger RNA. The record is from the annotation of a GenBank genome assembly. Lineage: Eukaryota; Metazoa; Arthropoda; Insecta; Lepidoptera; Crambidae.